Mucor velutinosus is the source of this 2157-nucleotide messenger RNA. RefSeq names its product aspartate--tRNA ligase msd1. The record is from RefSeq and is a predicted model, not a curated record. Bases 1 to 2157 code for a protein of 718 amino acids. Lineage: Eukaryota; Fungi; Mucoromycota; Mucoromycetes; Mucorales; Mucoraceae. The transcript has a single exon. Gene Ontology annotation, molecular function: protein binding.
AUGAUUUAUGAUGAAGAGAAUCAACGGCAGCCAGACUAUACGAACUACGACAUCGAGCAGCAACAGACACAGCAGGAAGAAGAGGAUGAUGGUGCGGAAUCCGACUACUCGCUUGACUAUGAAUAUCUAGGCCCACGUAAAGCAAACUACAGAGGCGAAGAUGACGCUGAUUCAGUUGCAUCUGAUUUAUCCAGCACUUGCCGUGAUGAUGGUUUCGAUAUGUGGGAUGAAGAUCCAUAUAGCACAAAUGAUUUUACUUGGGAAUCAAACGACAUGCGCUUGACAUUUUUCAUCAAACAAAGACAACGGCAGCUGGAUGCCAUCAACUCAAUUGCGCCAUGGCAGCAGAAUUCGUUUUGGAAGAAAGAAAAGGGUUGGCCUAAACAAUUGCCUGCUUCCAGUUCCACAACAAAUCAUGAUCAGUCAGCAAAUGCGUUGUCACUGGUUUUAUCCGAUCUUGGUUCUUCUGAGAAGCUUCAUGCUGUUUACAGAGACAGAAUCAUUGAAUGUGGGAACUACGAGAAGGAAAUACUUCUCAAUACAAUCAAGCAGGAGAAAAUCAACACGACAACCUAUUUGGACAAUGUCGACAACGAUACAGUCCAGCAAGCAGCCAAUGCGUCUGAUAAAUUCAUCGCAACACAUGCUUCCAUUUCACACUCAUCCAUCCAUAGCAACACCACGCAUAGUAAAUAUCAACCCAACACUGUAAAUACAUCCUCCACAACAAACGACAAAUUCAUCUCCAAAUUCAUUCCCUACACAAAAUACAUUCGACGUUCUCAUUUCCCCAUCAUUUUACCGCAGAAUUCUUACUUGUCCUUGGGGUUUGAACCCAUGUGUCUGGCAGAGAAAUACGGAUACAUGGCCAUCGGUGGCAUAGAGGGUGAAUUCGAGCUUUACUGCUGUAUGGAUAGCGCAAAGCCAAUCAAGAUAUGGGGCACCAAAUUCAAGGGUAAGAACAAUGUGCUGCUCAUGACGAAUGCAGUGCAGGUUGUGCGAUGGAAGAAGCAGGAUCACGACUAUAACUACUAUCUGAUUGCGUGCAUGAAUGAUGCUGGUAUACUGAUAUAUGAUCUACCCAGUCACCGCCAAUGCCAGACCACUGCAAACACUUGUCAUCUCCAAUGCCACAUACGUGCGUUUGAUCGUGUGCCUAUCAAUGAUGCACGCGUGAGUCCUGAUGGCAACCAUCUGGUGUGUGUAGGCGACGAAGCUUGUAUAUUCCAUAUAUCCAUCUCUUUCAACAAACAGGGCAAAAUUGCAUUUGGACAUCCACACAAAUUAAAGAUACCCCUUUCCAUUCUAUCCAUCAAUCAUCAGCAUCCACUUUCAAAGUCAUUUGGUAAACCUCGAGCUACUUCAUCAUCGCCAUCAACAUCCACUGCUACUUCCAGUACCUUUUCGUCGCAAUACGUUGCUUGGAGCAAAUCGUCCAUCUACUUUGCACAAACAUCCGACACGCAAAACAAUGUCUUUGUAUGGCGCACAAAACCUCACUUUGAAAUACUGUUUAGCAUCGAUGCUGGCGGCUACACCUAUGCCAUCCAGUUUCAUCCAGAGCUUGAAGGCGUCUUGGCAUUCUCCAAUCGAUACGGCUACUUACAUACAGUGAAUUUGGACGAAUGCGUCUCUCGUCUGGACUCACAUCGAACCAUACGCUUGCUAGACUACGACCGACAAACAACCCAUAGCAAUGGCCAUACCUGUACGGAUAAAUGUUUGCAAGGUGAUGAAGCUGUGCAUCAUACAUUGCAUUUGUUAGCACGACACGAAAUCACCAUGGUUUCAUUUCGAGGAGAAAAGAACAAACGCCUGCGUAUUCUGGCCAAAAUCAAUGGGCUACAGUGGUCUCGCGAUGGACGGUAUCUCUACGUAUCAACAAAAAAACGCGUCUUGGCCUACGAGUUUGUGCAGUCUUCGUGCCAUGUGCAGAGCCUAGAAAAGAUGGCUAGUUUAGCAGCAUUGUCCAUUUUGGAGAGAAAUACAAAGAGGAAGAGAAGAGAUCAAAAGCAAGGAUUCGAGGAAGAAACAGAAGAUGAAGAAGAAGAAGCGAGCAAAAGGAAACGGAGAAUUUGGUGUGAGAAAUGGUGUAAAAUACCAGCGCAUGUUCGACACAACGUACUCGGUGACACACAUUUAGCCAGUCAUUGGUAA